AUGCUUGAUACAAUCGUUCACUUACAUUUCUGGCAACAAGAUGCUGCCUCACGCAAAUGCACAGAAAGAACAUUAGGAAUUUCAUUCAAUAAACCAUUAAAGUUACAAUUGCAAGUUGUUCCUCAAAAGCUUUUUGAUAUUUUGAUCAAAUCAUCUUCAGACGAUAAAAUAUUAUGUGAUAAAGAAUCAGUUUUUAUUGUGUCGAAAUUUGUUUAUAAAUACUUAUCGAGCAAAACCAAACAUAACUGGGUAAAAUUAAUACAAAAUACAGAUGAUGACUGCAAGAACCAAUAUAGAAUUGUACCGAUCAAAGAUUCCUGUUUAUGUCCUGUACAUAAUAUUAUAUUGUCCGAAAAUACUUACUUCAACUUGAAAAGAUUUUUGAAAGAUAUUCAGAAUCUCGAUCAUGUUUUAUUAGAACCAUUUAAAGGCACCAUACCCACAGUCGCAAAUGAUUUGCUAUUAUCUUUUAUUAAGACUCCAUUAGAAAUUCCAUCUGAUUUGCAACAUACUGCCUUAGGAAUUUACUUUAGUUCACCCAAGUUGGUCUAUGCUGAUGAUAUAUACGAGAUUCCUCUAACUAAAGAUACUGCAGGAAAUGCUUAUUUCAAAUACAUGAAUAUCUGUGAUACAUUGCAGUCAAUGUACUUCAAAUGUGUUACGGUUUCUGGUAAUCGAAAUCCAGAUAUAGGCCAUUUUAUUGUUAAAGAGUUGACAACUAUACAAGAACAGCAAAAUGUAUCAUCUUUAUUACCAAACAAAUGUUCAUCAUAUUACAAUGAUCAUCAAGAAACCGAACAAGAUAUAGUCAAAUAUUUUAUUGAACAUCAUCGAUAUAAUAUUAUAACCACUUGUCCAAAUGGUCUAAUCGGUUACCAUCAAACUUUACUUGACAGUUUACAAUCUAUCAUCAACAAUCAUUGCUUAGUACACAUACAACCAGUAUUUUUAAUUCAAGGACCAAACGGAGUAGGAAAAAAGAUUAUUGUUGAAUCAGCUACAAGUGUUCUUGGAAUUCAGCAGUUUAAUGUAGAUUGCUCAGAAAUUAUGUGUCCUACUACAGCACAAAGUGAAUCAAAAAUUAAAUAUGCGUUUGAAAGAUCUAAAAUUGCUGCACCAGUAGUGAUGUGCUUACAAAAUUUUGAGGUGUUUGGAGUUGAUCAUGACAACCAAUUAGACAUGAGACUGAUAAAUACGUUCCAACAAGAACUGAGAAAUUUAUUAACUAACAACAAUCAUCCAAUCAUUGUAAUAGCGUUGUAUAACAAUAAAACGUUGCCUGCAACAUUACAAAGAAUAUUUUUAGAGACUAUUAUUGUGAAACCACCUUCUGAAAGCGAGAGACAAGAAAUGCUCAAAUGGAUUUUUCAAACUAAUAGUUUAUCUAUAAAUAUUGAAGUAAUUGCGAAUUUGGCUUCACAAACGGCCGGAUUUUUAUUUGGAGAUUUGAAAAUAUUGGUUACGAAAUCAAUAAAAAACAAUACUUGUAGGUCAGAAUCACUUGAUGAAAAUGCUUUUAAUGCCACUUUAGGUCACAUGCACAACUCUUAUCGAGAUAGUAUUGGUGCUCCUAAAGUGCCCAAAGUUCUUUGGUCAGACAUUGGGGGAUUAGCUGAUCUUAAAGAAGAAAUUAUGAAAAGUAUCAAGAAUCCAACUGGUGGAUUGGAUAUCUUAAAUUCAGGCAAUUCAAAGAGAUCAGGAAUACUUCUAUAUGGCCCGCCUGGCACUGGAAAAACAUUACUUGCUAAAGCAAUUGCCACCGAAUCAAAGUACAAUUUUCUCUCAGUUAAGGGGCCUGAACUUUUGAACAUGUAUGUGGGACAAUCAGAACAAAAUGUUAGAGAUGUGUUUGAACGAGCACGAGCAGCUACUCCAUGUGUAAUUUUCUUCGAUGAGUUGGACUCCUUGGCACCUAAUCGUGGAGCCAAAGGCGAUUCUGGAGGUGUAAUGGAUAGUAUAGUUGCUCAACUUUUAUCAGAAAUGGAUUGCAUAGGAAAUGACUCCGAGUCUCAUACGUUAUUUAUUGUUGGAGCCACCAAUAGACCCGAUUUAUUAGAUCCAGCAUUAUUGAGGCCGGGUCGACUAGACAAGUUACUAUAUGUUGGGUUGUGUGAAACAAUUAAUUCUAAAGCCACAGUUUUAGAAACUAUAUUGAGCAAGUUCAACUUAGAUUCAGAUGUCAAAAUAGAACAUUUAGCUAAGUUGCUUAAAUAUGAUAUGUCAGGUGCUGACUUGCAUUCAAUUUGUUCAAAAGCUUGGAUUAAUGCAGUACGACGAUUGCUUCAGAUUUCAAAUCAAGAUUUGCGACACAGAUAUUCUGCCGCAGAUGUUAAAGUAUCGUUGGAAGAUUUUGAAUUAUCUAUAAAACAAUUUGUGCCUUCAGUGAGCGCAAAAGAUAUGAUCUACUUUAAGCAAAUGAUAAACGAAAAUAAAACAAAAAUGCAUGAUAAUAAAAAAUAUGUGGGUGAAGGUAAUUUAGAUCAUAGAGCUACAUCAUGA
Molecule: messenger RNA, 2499 nt
Organism: Ctenocephalides felis (cat flea)
Lineage: Eukaryota; Metazoa; Arthropoda; Insecta; Siphonaptera; Pulicidae
Gene: Pex6
Product: peroxisome assembly factor 2
Exons: 9
Coding region: 1-2499 (832 amino acids)
Biological process (GO): protein import into peroxisome matrix
Cellular component (GO): peroxisomal membrane; cytosol
Molecular function (GO): ATP binding; ATP hydrolysis activity
Source: RefSeq, a predicted model, not a curated record